Monoraphidium neglectum is the source of this 429-nucleotide messenger RNA. RefSeq lists its product as hypothetical. Lineage: Eukaryota; Viridiplantae; Chlorophyta; Chlorophyceae; Sphaeropleales; Selenastraceae. The record is from RefSeq and is a predicted model, not a curated record. Gene Ontology annotation, cellular component: membrane. The transcript has 4 exons. Bases 1 to 429 code for a protein of 142 amino acids. Gene Ontology annotation, molecular function: serine-type endopeptidase activity.
AUGAACCUGUUCAACCUGUGUGUUUUUGGGAAGCUGGUUGAGGAGACUGAGGGGGCGUUCGGCACAAUUUUCACCUACGUGAUCUGCGCCCUGGGCGCCGCGGGCGUGUCGGUACUGCUGCAGCCGGCCAUCGUGCGCGGCGCCGUGUCUGUCAGCCUGGGGGCGUCAGGUGCCAUUUUUGGGCUGUUCAUGGUGUCUGUGUUGGCGCGCAUAUCGUGGGACCCGCGGCGGCUGCUUGAGGGGCUGAUCCUCGGCUGGUUUGUGGUGCGGCAGGUUCUGUCAGAGGCUCAGGCGCAGGUCGCGGGGGGCCUCACGAUUGGUGGGCUGCAAGUCGGGCAUUUGGCGCAUCUAGGGGGCGCCCUGGCCGGGGUGCUGCUGGUGCUCGCGCUCAAGUCGGUGCCAGACCCUGACGCCGGCGGCAAGGCGUGA